Molecule: messenger RNA, 939 nt
Organism: Ceratina calcarata
Lineage: Eukaryota; Metazoa; Arthropoda; Insecta; Hymenoptera; Apidae
Gene: endos
Product: endosulfine alpha
Exons: 3
Coding region: 305-634 (109 amino acids)
Cellular component (GO): cytoplasm
Molecular function (GO): protein phosphatase inhibitor activity
Source: RefSeq, a predicted model, not a curated record
UUCAAUACGUGUGACACCACUGCGGAUGUGUAUGAAACGUUGUUAGUAUUCUUUGCUGCUUUUAAGUUUCAAGUACGCUUUAAUUGACAGUCGGUUGGUUUCGGUAACGAUAUACUUAAGUUAUAAAAUCUAUACGCCGCAGAUAAACGAAUUCAUGUGACACGUGAAUAAGUUUCUGAAAGGCAUCGGUGCAGCUGCCGCUGUACUUUUCCUACAGUAGUGUUGAAACGAGUACAUAAACGAUAUUUGUGCAAUUUUAAAGUAAAGGCCAUCACCGAAGUAGAGUGGUUAACAAACAGCAACAAUGAGCGACGAUCAAGGAAAUGAACUGUCUGAGACAGUUGAGUUAUCUUCAAACGAUAUUGAAAAAAUGGAAGAAGCAAAGUUGAGGGCAAAAUUUCCAAAUCCAGGACGUCCAAUAAGUGGGCACUCGGCAUUUCUGCAAAAGAGAUUAGCUAAAGGGCAAAAAUAUUUUGAUUCUGGAGAUUAUCAAAUGGCAAAGCAAAAAUAUACAGCUAAACCAAAGCCAGCUGGUGUUUUGCCAACAGGUGAUGCUAUACCUACACCUGAAACAGUACCACAGCGAAAAACAUCUAUCAUACAACAAAAAUUUAACACAACAAGUACUUCAUAAAUAUUUUUUUACACACACAAAAUGUAACACCAACGACGUGGUGCGAUUGUACACAAUCCGAAUUUGAGACAAUUCAAUACCUUCAUAUUUUAUAGAUUACAUUAUUUUAAAAGUUUAGGGUUUCUAACAUUUUAUAAAUGCUUAUGUAUCUUUGUCGAUGCUUUGAUGUAAAAAGUUUACGUUUUCAUCAAUAUGUAUAUUUUUUUAAUAGAGUGCGUGCCAUUUUCUGAACCAUCUAGUAUUUGAAGGCACUUAGAGAAAAAAGUUACAUCAUUUCAUAAUAAACUAUUCUACAUAAAAUUCUA